AGGGCUGAGGGCGAGGAAAUUGCGUGCGACGUUAUCUUACACGAGUUGUGCAGGGUGAGGGUGACUGGCAUGCACUACGAGGCACGCGUCCAGUGCGUCCGCGACUGGCACGCCGAGCGCAAAGUUUGGAUGAGUAAGGCUGAUUGUCGGGAUACGCUCAUGGCACCGUGGCAGUACCUGCAGAACCCUCCUCAGUACGUCGGGGAAGACAAGGCGUGCUUUCUUGCGAUGGUCAUAUGGUGGACAUCCCCCGAGUACGCCCGGAAGCACGAGGAGGGCAAGCUGAAGCGUUUAGAGAUGGGAGGUGGAUCACAUGUCCUGGGCAGCAAGAACUUGGCCCUUACCUUGCAGCAAGAGGCGGAGAUGGAAGAAAGGGAACGGAGGCACCAAGAGGAGCAGAUGCAGAUGCAGCAGCAGCUUAGGGAGAACAUGCAGAUGCAGCAGCAGAUGUUGCAGCAGAUGCAACAAUAG
Lolium perenne is the source of this 471-nucleotide messenger RNA. The record is from RefSeq and is a predicted model, not a curated record. NCBI's taxonomy places the organism in Eukaryota, Viridiplantae, Streptophyta, Magnoliopsida, Poales, Poaceae.